AAACACAAGUGCGCAUGCGCUGAUUCAGUAAAUAAUCAUGAUAGGUAUUUUGCUGUUGUAUGCGCUGUAUCCCCUGGCUCGGUUCUUGUUCCGUCAACCGUCAGAGACCUCAAAGAAAAGUGUUCUUGCUUCUGUGGCCGUUAAUGGCACAACGGUGUGGGAUGGUGAUACCGAACCCCGAUCUGGAUCAAACAUGCAGGAUCAGAGUGAAGAGCCGAAAGAAAGGUUAGAAGAACCGGUCCUGCAGGAGGACGCCACACGUCCCAGCCUGGAUGAGGAGUCAGCUGUCCCGCAGGAGAGAAGCAAUGAUGCAGCCACGGAGAUGACCGAGGCGCUGCCUGCGGCGGCCGAGGACGGAGAAGGUCCCGGAACAGAUGAUGACGUCACGCACGGGGAUCGAAGCGAGGAAGAGCAAAGCACGUCUUCAGGUGAUCGGGUCGGUGCACAGCGAGCGGUCGUAGCUCCGUCAACAUGCCUGACGGCGGAGGGAGGCGUUCAAGAAACCCACUGCCCUGAGGACAAUCGAAGCCGGGCUGAAAACCCUGAGACGUGUGUCAUGUCUGCUGAGGAUGUGCUCAGAGUGUCCAACGCUGGCGAGUCGGAGACCCCAGAGGCAGCUGCGUCUGCAGAGGCCGAGUGCUGGGACGAGUAUGGCGCGGACUUAUCUGCUGGUGAAGCCGGUAGUUCUGACCUCGAACUGCACGCCCUGCUCUUACACUCCCAGAAUUAUCUUCAAUCUGAUGAACGAGGUGAUGCACAAACCGGCUGGCACUUUCCUUUAGGACACGAUCAAGUUUCCUGCCCCACGUGGAGCUUUCCUGCUCCGAGUUAUUACACCACCGUGGAGCCGACAGCGCCCUUUGACGUGAUGUGGAGAAUGUGGGAGGAGGCGGACGCUGCUUCCGAGAGCGUCUUGACGGCGUCCCCAUCAGAAAAAGCCUCUGUGGACUUCACUGUCAUGUCCUACAACAUCCUCGCCCAAGACCUUUUGGAGUCCAACCAGCACCUGUACGCACACUGCCCCCUGGAGGUGCUGCAGUGGAGCUACCGCUUCAGCCUGCUUUUAAGCGAAAUCGAAAAGUGGGCACCAGACGUCUUGUGUCUGCAAGAGGUUCAGGAGAACCACUACCACGAACACCUGCACCCUGCCCUGUCUCAGAUGGGCUACACCUGCGUGUACCAGCGGCGCACGGGGACCAAGACGGACGGCUGCGCCGUUUGCUAUCAGAGCGCGCGCUUCGCCGCCGCCGCCGCCUCCAGGCUGGAGUUCUUCAGGCCCGAGACCAAGCUGCUGGACCGGCACAACGUGGGCAUCGUCCUGCUGCUCCGGCCGCUGGUCGCCGGGGGAGCCGAGGUCAGGGAGGCCGGGCCGCCGCUCUGCGUGGCCACCACGCACCUGCUCUUCAACCCCAGGCGAGGCGACGUGAAGCUGGCCCAGCUGGCGAUAAUGCUGGCAGAAAUCGACGCCACGAUAAAGUCCUGCAAGGCCAGAGGGGAGCACUGCAACGUCGUCUUCUGUGGAGACUUUAACUCGAUUCCCCACAUGCCUCUGUACCAGCUGAUCACCACCGGCGAGCUCUACUACCAGGGUUUACCCACGUGGAUGGUUUCAGGCCAGGAGGACCUUUCUUACAAGCUGAGUUAUCACAGGCUGCUGGCGCCUCUGUGGCCCAGCUCUCUAGGGAUCUCCGACACCUGCCAGUACAUCUCCGAGUGUAAAGCUCAGAGCCAAAAUCCAGAGACCCGUCAGUACACGCACGAAUUCAUGCUGCAGCUCCGCUACUGUCCAGCCGCUUGUGUUCGUCCUCAGAACCUGAUUCUGAUUCCGGGAGUGACUGACAACGAGCCAGACGCCUCAGGGGACGUUCAAGACUAUGAGAAAAGGUUCAGAGACCCUCUCAGACAUCGGGUGGACCUGGAGUCUGUCUAUAAACACGUCCUUCCUGGUUCUGGCACUCCAGAAGUCACAACCUUGCACUCGGAGGGCGCAGCUACCGUUGACUACAUCUUCUACUCUCCAAAACGCACCUUUAGCAAAGAUCAAAGAGCUUGUAAAAAGCCAGCAGAAAAAGGUCUGAAGCUCCUUGGUUCUCUCUCGCUCCCAUCUGAGGACCUCUUGUGGUCACUAAACGGACUUCCCAACCACAUAUUCCCCUCGGAUCACCUCAGUCUGGUGGCCCGAUUCCAGCUGGAACUUGACAAUGAUGCGUGAAAAAAAAUAUUAAGUACGUUUAUGUUGAGUUUUAAAAAUCGACUUGUUUUUUGAGUGUGGAAAUAUUGUGCCAUAAGGUUCAUAACGCGUCUUUGUAGUUCUUUUUAUUAUGUUUUUGUAUAAAAAAUAUUGUGCAGUAAUAAUGGCAAUGCGGGUUAAAGUUUAAAUUAACAUUUUUCAGUGUCUGGAUGUGUAUAUAAUUUAAGAGCUGGGAUUGUGGCCUGAACAUCUGUUCUCUUUAGUGGGCAUGCGUGUGUGUGAUUAAAGUCUGAAUGUAAAAACUU
Molecule: messenger RNA, 2496 nt
Organism: Fundulus heteroclitus (mummichog)
Lineage: Eukaryota; Metazoa; Chordata; Actinopteri; Cyprinodontiformes; Fundulidae
Gene: angel1
Product: angel homolog 1 (Drosophila)
Exons: 10
Coding region: 38-2212 (724 amino acids)
Molecular function (GO): 3'-5'-RNA exonuclease activity
Source: RefSeq, a predicted model, not a curated record